Thrips palmi is the source of this 613-nucleotide messenger RNA. Its product is annotated as longitudinals lacking protein, isoforms A/B/D/L-like. Lineage: Eukaryota; Metazoa; Arthropoda; Insecta; Thysanoptera; Thripidae. Bases 150 to 464 code for a protein of 104 amino acids. The record is from RefSeq and is a predicted model, not a curated record. The transcript is spliced from 2 exons.
CUUCACUUAUUUACAUAUAUUUAAUUAAACAUUGUAAUGUAAUGCAGUUUUACCUUACUCAACGACGAUCAUGUUAUGCUUUAAGUUCACAUUUGGCCAAUAAAUCAUACCAAAUCAAAUAGACUUUUUAAGUACAAUUGUUUCAUGUCAUGUUUUUACUUAUUGGGAUAGGAUUCAUACGAAAAGAUGAUAUUUUGAACAGUUGGGUAUUAAUGAAUAACUAUCAUACAAGAGAUGCGCUCUCUGAGCACCAGGAAAAUGAGAACCGGUUUCAAAGUCAAAGUCAUCACUGUGACAAGUGCAACCGUAUCUAUUCUCAUCAGCAGUCUCUCAGAAACCAUCAGAAAUUUGAAUGCGGCAAAGUUGCACAGUUUGCAUGCUCUUAUUGUGAUUACCGAUGCAAACGGAAAGGAAAUAUGAAAACCCAUAUAAUCCAUGUUCAUUCUCGUGUAUUGCAAAACUAGUAUUCUUCACAGUUUUCAGCAAGGGGACUUGCCAGAUUUUCCAUAGUUGCCCUGUUUUCAAAGGAACUUGUGGAAUCAUUUCCAGCCCUGUGGUUCAACACAAAAUUCUGUAACUUGCUGAAUAAACAUUUCUUCAUACAUUUCUUUAA